AAUCUGUGACGUCUCAGAGAUGCAGCUUCUCUGUUCAUGAUGAUACUUACUGUUAGCAUCGGCCUCAAAAUAAUAAUGAUGAGAAAAACUAUUUCCCAUGGGUACAGUAAAACUUAAUUUCAUGUUCAUAUCUCUGCUUUACUUUUAAGCCACACUUGUUUUGUUGUUGUUGUUGUCCCCUCUUUUUUGAGAAUUCAGCGCUAUCAAUGUUAUUUAGAUCUGUGCCAGUGGGUCCUGCAAACCACAAGGUUAAGCAGCAAUGUGAUUAUCCCCACCAUGUGAUCUACAGCAUGGGUAUGAAAGGAGGUCUUUUAUGUGAGCUGUGAGCAGUUCUCAGAGGUUUGGAUGCACUGGAAACAUACACCGUUCUCCUCCUCAGCUCGGUUUGAUCCUAAUCUUCAUCAAUACGGGUACAUAGGGCCUGUAGAGAAUGGAUCAUCAUACUUCCAGCCAACACAGUCAACCCAACCACGCCUCAAGCUUCCAGUGGCUUUCGUUUGCGUACCAGAGCCUGACAGAAAUCCCCUAUGACCCAAUUCUCACACAGACAGACAGUCUGGAGGUGCUGGACCUGAGCUACAAUCUUCUGGAUGAUCUUUAUUGGAACCCGGCUCUUCUGGGUCAGCUGGAGAAGCUCAGCACUCUCAUCCUGGACUGUAACAACUACACAUCUCACGUCAAGUUCCCCUACAUGCCCAGUGUGACCACGGUUUGCAUUAACAAGAACAAAAUCAACAAUCUGCCCGUGUUCGUGGAAGAGAUCCGACGCAAGUUCCCAAACAUCAAGAUCCUCUGUAUGAUGAACAAUGAGGCAGCACCGAGCUAUUUCAAUGGAGGAAGUCUGACCCAGUACAAAGACUAUAGACAGUACGUCAUCAGUCAGAUCCCAGGUCUGGAGAUUCUGGAUGACACAGAGGUCCUGCAGAAGGAACGUGCCCAGGCUCGAAAAACCUACAGGCUGCAGCAGAGCGGUCACAGCAGCAGAAAGAGGAAGGAGGACUCCUCCAGGGAACAUGCACACAUGCAGAAAAAGUAUAAUACUGUCAUUAGACAAUAGCAUAGACUAGUAGGUUUUAAUCCCUUCACUAAGAAUCACAGCUUUAAUGGCACAAUGUCUACCUUAAAAUACACUGUGAGCUCAGUCACUGCUAGUUCUACUGUGUAUUCACAGCUAUAGGAUGUUUACACAUAUAUUACUCAUAUUCAAAUCCAAACAUUAUGUUUAAUGUAGUUAUCAAAUUAAAAAUGGAAAUAUCCCAUGUCAUGUGCAUAAUCUUUUUCAUAUUUCAGUCUGGCAUAUGUCUACAUAUAUGUAUACUAUUUAAUAAAUUCUGUGAAGUUGGUUAUCGGAGUUAAAGCUGCGCCAGCCAAGAGUUGAUGAAAUUUUCAUAUAAUUCUGUUGGCACAGAGAUUUUUUUUGUAUAUCCAUUACAAAAUCCUUCUGAAAACUGGAGCAGACUGUGUACAUUCCCGUGUUCCUGCAUUGAGGCCAGGAUGGUGAUCAGCGAUGUAUGGGGACUGUUAGUUUGCAUCCAUGGUGCUACCACUAGGGGACAUCACUGUCAAAUAGAAAGCUGAAGGGGGCAGUGGCCUUUCCCCAUGAUGUAUGGACAAAGCUUCUCAUUAUAUUCUCUCAAUGCAUUGAACUUACUCUGUGUAGUGUAUGUGUGUUACCCAGUGUACCCUGGGUAAUGUAUAGGUUUAAAUUAAGGUCUAUUAGAUUUUGAGCUUGUGAGAUGAUGU
Scophthalmus maximus (turbot) is the source of this 1743-nucleotide messenger RNA. Its product is annotated as leucine-rich repeat-containing protein 72. The transcript is spliced from 5 exons. The coding region runs from base 431 to 1057 and encodes 208 amino acids. The record is from RefSeq and is a predicted model, not a curated record. NCBI's taxonomy places the organism in Eukaryota, Metazoa, Chordata, Actinopteri, Pleuronectiformes, Scophthalmidae. Gene Ontology annotation, molecular function: protein binding.